AUGGAGCUACAAAGUGACUCAUUAAGCAAAACUCGAAAUGUUCUUGAACGAAGAAAACGAUAUCAGGAGCUCAUAGAUCUAGGGCAUGAUCUUGCAAUCAGAACACAAACCGAAAAUGCAGUGGACAUUUUCGAAGGUGUGUCCUCGAUUUUAACACAAACAGAUUGCCUGAUGCAGCAAGGUGUCGAAUAUGAAAGAAUGGAGAAUGCUUCUGAAGUAAGCAUGAACGUACAGGUUGUGAAAAUGAGUCAUGAUUUGGUAGGAGCCGCUUUGCAGAAAAACGAGAGCUCGCAAUUUUGUGAUGAUGAACUUACAUCUACCAUACUGUCCAUUAUUGAUGGAGGUGAAACGCGAUGGGACAUGAUUGGAAAUAUUGGCAUAAAGGCGUUUCGCAUGUCGAAACAUGCGCCUUGUUUACUAGGAGCAUUCGAAUUUCAGUCUGCUCCGGUAGAGAAAACCGUCAAAGAACGUCGACGGCGUCAGCGUGCACAAUUGGGAGAAGCACGGAAACCCGAAACGGUGCACAAGUUAAAUCAGGAAGAAGCCGAUGCACGCAAGUUGCAAGACAUAAUGGAACAGUUGAAAAAUAUAUGCGAGAAACGAGGUUCAGCUGUACCCUAUUUUGAGCUCAUCACGGAUCCCGCGGACUACAUGAAUACGGUAGAUACAGCAUUCCAAAUUUCUUUUCUAAUACGGGAUGGAGCUGUUGCAUUGGAAACAAUUAAAAAUGUACUUUCUGUACGUCCCACCACCGAUAGGGAAAAACAGCAAAAUAAGAAAAACGAUGAUAAUAUUCAGGCAAUUCUUUCCCUUAACUUUUCCCAAUGGCAGGGUGCUAUCAAGCAAUAUCGUUUAAAAAGACCAAUACUUGUAAUAGAUCGUGAUUUGCUGGAUUCAAGCGUGGCUCAAUGAAACAACGGCGCAAAACUGGGCCUAUGUAUAUUAAUAAUCAUAAUUUAUGGGUACAAAUUACAACAAUUUUAUUAAUAUUAAAUCAGUAUUGUUUUUUUAA
Messenger RNA from Anopheles nili, 1012 nucleotides. RefSeq names its product EP300-interacting inhibitor of differentiation 3 (gene Nse4). Gene Ontology annotation, biological process: DNA repair. The record is from RefSeq and is a predicted model, not a curated record. The transcript is spliced from 5 exons. The coding region runs from base 1 to 912 and encodes 303 amino acids. NCBI's taxonomy places the organism in Eukaryota, Metazoa, Arthropoda, Insecta, Diptera, Culicidae. Gene Ontology annotation, cellular component: Smc5-Smc6 complex; nucleus.